Fragaria vesca subsp. vesca is the source of this 698-nucleotide messenger RNA. Its product is annotated as rhodanese-like domain-containing protein 19, mitochondrial-like. NCBI's taxonomy places the organism in Eukaryota, Viridiplantae, Streptophyta, Magnoliopsida, Rosales, Rosaceae. Gene Ontology annotation, molecular function: catalytic activity. The transcript has 6 exons. The record is from RefSeq and is a predicted model, not a curated record. The coding region runs from base 135 to 548 and encodes 137 amino acids.
GACUUUCAGUCACUUCAUACAUCACAUAUACAUAAUCAUAAUGGCCGGCUGCAGGCACCAAUACACAUGUGAAGCUGUGCUCGCUACUAAGUACGUCUCCUGAUCAAGGUUGAACACAUUGAAGGUGAAGAACAAUGGCCGAAGCAAAAAGGGGUGAAGAUGUUAAGAGCGUUGAUGUGUUUACUGCAAAAGGUCUGCUCAGCACCGGGCACCUGUAUCUGGAUGUCAGGACAAGUGAGGAGUUCAACACCAGCCAUAUUGAAAAUGCCAUCAACGUUCCUUACAUGUUCAAGACCCAAGAAGGUAAAGUGAAGAAUCCUGAGUUUCUCAUCCGAAUUUCCUCGAUACUCAAGAAACAGGAUCACCUAGUCGUGGGUUGCAACAGCGGAGGCAGAUCACUUAAAGCUUGUGUAGAUCUUCUCAAUGAAGGUUUCGAGCAUGUCACUAACAUGGAAAGGGGCUACUCUUCAUGGGUGGACAAUGGACAUGCUGGUGACAAAGAUAAACCAUCUGAUGAACUAAAAAUCGCUUGCAAGUUCCGACCUUGAAAACUAUUUACCUUACGUGAUUGAACUUUUCAUGCACCACUUAUGUCUGUAAAAAUAACCACCCUUGGUGGUAAAUGGUAAUGGUAAAUUGGUAAGCUUUAAAUUUAAGGGAAACGAUCGAGCACAAAAAGAGCUAUCGUAAUUUGAUGA